AUGCCUGAGCACAGAGACCCCUCAGGGUCUGGGGUGCCACUGCCGCCUCGAGCUCAGCCUCCAAGAGAAGGUUUGGAUUCAGUGUACAGCACCCCGGUGCGAGACCCAAAGCCGCUGCUCCCCUCACCGCCGCGCACGGAGGCCGCCUCGCAGCUGGAUGAGCUCCUGGCCGACCUGGGCCACACACAGAGCAAGCUGAUAGCUGCAGGGCAGGGAGCUGGGAUGCCCGCAGAGUCCGUGCUGGACAACAUGCUGGACAGCCUCACCCGGGACCUGCAGGAGCUGGGCAUCACGGCCGCACCCGCCGGCAUCUGCGCCGCCUGCUGCAAGCCCAUCGCCGGCAAGGUGAGCCCCCGCUGCCACCCCAGCACCCCAGGGCAUCCCCCCGGAGCUUCCCUCACAGCCCUUGCCUCCUCCUUGCAGGUGCUCACAGCCCUGGGCAAAACCUGGCACCCCGAGCACUUCACCUGUGCCCACUGCGGGAGGGAGCUGGACAAGGGGCCCUUCUUCGAGCAGGGUGGGCGGGCGUUCUGCGAGGAGGAUUAUCACCAGGCCUUCUCCCCGCGCUGUGCCUACUGUGCCGGCCCCAUCCGCGAGAAAGUCCUCACGGCCCUGGAGCAGACCUGGCACCCCGAGCACUUCUUCUGUGCCCACUGUGGGAAGGUGUUCGGAGAUGAAGGGUUCCUGGAGCGCAACGGGAAGCCGUACUGCCACCAGGACUUCCUGGCCAUGUUUGCCCCCAAAUGCCAGGGCUGUGAGCGCCCUGUUACGGAUAACUACCUGUCGGCCCUGCAGGGCGUCUGGCACACUGAGUGCUUCGUGUGCACGGAGUGCCUGACUGGCUUCAGCAGCGGGUCCUUCUUCGAGCUGGAGGGGCGGCCGUACUGCGAGCUGCACUUCCACCAGCGGCAGGGCACCAUCUGCCACGGCUGCGGCCACCCCGUCACCGGGCGCUGCAUCACGGCCGCGGGGCGCAGGUACCACCCCGAGCACUUCAUCUGCAGCUACUGCAUGCGCCGGCUGCAGAAGGGCACCUUCAGCGAGCGCGGUGACAAAAUGUACUGCCAGCCCUGCCACGACAAGCUCUUUCUCUGAGGCCCAGCAUCAACAUGCCUGGCGUUGUCCCUGCUGACCCAAACACGCCUCAUAUCCCACCCAUCAACAUC
This is a messenger RNA of Sturnus vulgaris (Common starling), 1166 nucleotides long. The record is from RefSeq and is a predicted model, not a curated record. NCBI's taxonomy places the organism in Eukaryota, Metazoa, Chordata, Aves, Passeriformes, Sturnidae.